CACUCCAAACCACUUUCACUUUCUCAUCCUUUUGCUUCAUUGCAGUAAUACCCGACUUUUGGUCAAUUACAUUCGUUCGUCGUACAGACUAAUCAACCUUCAAAACAACAACCUCUACCUCGCCAACUCUACACGUCCAAUCUAUCAACGAGAUCACUUUAAAGUACAUAAUAAUACCAAUCUAAAUCCUUCAAUAUGCAAUUCUCUACCGUCGCAAUCAUCUCUGCUCUCGCAGCUUCCGUCUCAGCAACAGGAAACUCGAGUGCUCCAGCAAAUGCCACAAUGCCUGUUGUCUGGGUGACUGAUGUUGUUACUGCUUUCACCACUGUCUGCCCAAUGGCCACCACUCUCUCUUUCAACGGUGUAACUUACACUGCCACCGAGGUAAUUAUCCCAUACGAAACAUCAAGAGGAGUAGUUCGUGUGGUCGAUCCACAAAAGAAGCCACACGAAUACGAAAUUCUAAGUUUCAAGAUCGAGUUACUGGAGCACAAAAACUAAUAUCAUUCACAGAGUGAGACUGUCACUAUUACCAACUGCCCAUGUACAGUUUCCAAGCCAGUGUACACCACCUCUUCUGUCAUCUGCAACGACUGGUAUGUAUCCAGCAAUUCCACAAAAACAAACCAAAAGCGAGCAAAACUAACCUUUCCUAGCACUGCCGCUCCAACUGCCCCAGCAAGCUCUGCACCAAUCAGCUCCGGCCCAGCCUACGGUAACAGCACUGCACCAGCACCAACCACCGCCGUUACCGGUGCCGGAUCCGUCGGAACCAGCUCCCCAUCCGAACCAUCCGCCACCCCCUCCGGACCCCUCACCAUCAACACCAACAACGGAAACCGCGUCAUGGCAUUCUCAGGUGCUAGCAUUGCUGGUUUCCUCGCUGCUGCUGCUUUCAUCUUGUAAGCUUUUCUUCAAUUGAGAAAGCAAUCCCAAUGCAUCAGAUAUCUAUUCCCGCAUAGUCACGAACGAGCAAACAUACGAUAUUUCUUCCCGAGAUAUAUAAUCUAAUUCAUGGCCUUGUUUGUUCUUGGGAUUAAAUUAAAAAAAAUAAACAAUGUAUUGUGGAAAUGAGGAGGAAAGGUUGGGGAAAUGUGAAGAUUUACUAGAUGGUGGAUGGUGCGAAUCAAUGGGUACAACAAAUAUAGUUCAAAUUGAUUUAAUGCGGGGAGGGAUGGAGGAAAGGGAGGAAAGGGAGGGGAAUUCAAAUACUCAUGACGAUGGUG
Sclerotinia trifoliorum is the source of this 1226-nucleotide messenger RNA. The record is from the annotation of a GenBank genome assembly. NCBI's taxonomy places the organism in Eukaryota, Fungi, Ascomycota, Leotiomycetes, Helotiales, Sclerotiniaceae.